This is a messenger RNA of Melitaea cinxia (Glanville fritillary), 1523 nucleotides long. RefSeq lists its product as uncharacterized. NCBI's taxonomy places the organism in Eukaryota, Metazoa, Arthropoda, Insecta, Lepidoptera, Nymphalidae. The coding region runs from base 140 to 829 and encodes 229 amino acids. The record is from RefSeq and is a predicted model, not a curated record. The transcript has 2 exons.
AGUGAAUGAAUGAAUGUCAGUUUAACGAAAAUUAAAGCAAACAUUUAAGUACUUGUUAAUUUUUUGUAUUGAUUUUGUUACAGUUAUAUACUAUUAUAUUGAAAAUUUAAUAAGUCAACGGAAAGUCGUGACACUUAACAUGAGCUGUACAAAUAACUCUGCAGAGUUUUCACAGUACCUCCAGUCAAUUGUUAAACUGGAGGAACUACAAAAAAUGACCGAAGACUUGGACAAAGAGUUAGAAGACUCGCAAAGGGUGAUGUCUGAAAUAAAAACGAUAUUCAACAGCAUCCCGAACGUUCAGAAUAAUAGGCCUCAGCAGAAUAACGGGCUAAGACAUGAGGAUUUAUCGCAAUUCCUCGUUGCUAAUGUGCCGAAACUAAUAAUGCCGGAUAUGCCCGAUAGCACUGUCGAUGUUGACCUAGACAAUGUUAUAGCGACGAUGAAGAGCUACGCCGAAGAUCUGAGGAAAAACUUCGUGGUCCCGAACUCUCAACAAGAACAGCCACACAGGGAAUUUGAAAAUCUAGAUUUGGAACAGUAUGCGUCCAGUCUAGAUGAGUUAUCAAAGCGAUUGAUGAACAUGAAACUAAAUAAAACCUCGGAAGGUUUUAAGAAGAAUGACGAACUGGAGGCUAAGUUGACUCAGUUAUGUGAGGAUGUUAACAUGUUCACACAGAUGGUCCAAUCAAAGUCUAAGCUAAGUGAAGCUAACAAGAACUGGUCUCGGACACAGUACCACAAUACAGCUUUGCAAUAUGACAAUUUAAUCAAUAAACUGCUAGUGGGUGUCAAUGAGGUCACAUAUUUACUGAAAAAGAAACAAUAAACAGAAUCCUAAUUUUCUCGUACAUUAAUAUUUGUGUAUUCAGUUUUCUAUAGGUAAAACCUAAAACAAAAAUAAUGUUACUGUGUUAUGCUUAUAAAAAUAUUAUUUCCUACAAGUUAAACUUGGUACAUUGUAGCUCAUAUCUAGCCAAAAAAAUAUCUAAUUUAUUCCAAUUUUAUAUUUAAAUAUAUUUUUUUUUUAUAUUUAAUUUUUGAUUUCAAAAAAUAACUGGCUUUCCACCUGUAGCUUCGCUGUGUUGACUACAUAAUUUUAGUUAUCCUGCCUUCUCCAAAAAAUCAAAUCUAUCUUUAUAUUAGUUUAGAUUUAUUUAUUUUACAGUGUGAAUUUAAUAUUUAAUAAUUUAAAAGAACAUUAAUUCUAAGGUUUUAUAUGCAUGUUUAAAUUAAAUAUUUUACCUUUCAAAUUAAAAUUAUUUUAAUGGCUAUAUCAGUAAUGGUAUUUUUAGAAAAAUAUUGAUCUCAUUAUGUUAUAUGAAUAAAGUUCAUUAAAUCUUUUAUAUUAUAUGAUGUAAAAAAUUCAACUCUAUUGGAAAUGCGUUAGGAAAUAUGCACAAUUUCUUUGCUCCAUUUUUUUUUAAUAUUUAAAACAGGUAGUUAUAAAUUCAACUCAAUUUGUUUUUAAGAAUAUGUUAAUUGUAUUAUUAAAGUGCGAAAUAUUAAACACAAUAAAGUAC